This is a messenger RNA of Amblyraja radiata (thorny skate), 2173 nucleotides long. It is a transcript of the gene carhsp1, whose product is annotated as calcium regulated heat stable protein 1. The transcript has 4 exons. Lineage: Eukaryota; Metazoa; Chordata; Chondrichthyes; Rajiformes; Rajidae. Gene Ontology annotation, biological process: regulation of mRNA stability. The record is from RefSeq and is a predicted model, not a curated record. Bases 166 to 633 code for a protein of 155 amino acids. Gene Ontology annotation, cellular component: cytoplasm. Gene Ontology annotation, molecular function: mRNA 3'-UTR binding.
CCCCCGCCCGGCGCGCGCCCCAGACACGCGCUCUCCCGCCUUCCCCCAGCGCGCGCCAGCAGCAGCAGCGGCGGCAACCAGCAACGGGCGGUGGCGGCUUCUCUCCCGCGCCCUCAGAUUAAUUCCCUGUAAUUGAAACCUACUGUUGCUGCUUUUUGUUUGGAAAUGGCUUUCCAGUCCUCGCCUUCACAGCCUUCCGUACCAUCCCAGCCUGUACCAGUCUCAUUGUCGUCGGGAGAUCUUCACUUUCCCGAGAUUAACAAGCUACGGGAGCGUACUCCGUCACCGAUGAGAGGUUUCCUCAUUCCCAGCCCCUUACCCACAAGGAGGACCAGAACUACUUCUGCAACUGCUCGGGCAGCUGAAGGGCCCAUUUUCAAAGGUGUCUGUAAGUGCUUUUCCCGUUCAAAAGGCCAUGGGUUCAUCGUUCCUGCAGACGGAGGGGCGGAGAUCUUUGUCCACAUCUCUGAUGUUGAAGGGGAAUAUGUGCCAAUGGAAGGAGACGAGGUCUCGUACAAGGUGUGUUCUAUUCCUCCCAAGAAGGAGAAGAAGCAGGCCGUAGAGGUGGUCAUCACCCAUCUGGUGCCAGGAACGAAACACGAAACAUGGUCAGGACAGAUAGUCAGCCCGUAACAACCACCAACAAUCCCAUCCUGCUGCCUAACAAGGCGAGUAAGUAUGAGCAAACCUCUUGAGUGUGUAGACCAACCAACUGCUGGCAGGAUCGACGGUAAUAUUUCUACAAAGGCUGCAAAAUGAAGCAGUUGGCUGAUAGUUUGAACAUCACUCAUACUGUGCAUGUUUUCUAUUGAGGUGACUUGGCCAGUGAAUGUACAUGUGGAGUUUUCAACGGUAUAGUCCCCCAAAACUAUUAUAUUAAAAACCACACGUUCUUACCAAGGCAGCAAUGCAAUGGAACUUUAUUUUAAACUGCACUGCCCUGCAAGUUAUAUACAUUUUAGUUGUAGAAUUGUUGAAUUUCUUUGGUAGAGAAUCUUGUUUGUUAAUUAUGGGCGUAAUCAUGUUAAGGGAGAGUGGUCUUGCAAUAUUGAUUGCCUGGUCUGUGUGAUAUCCGCUUCUGCCCACUUCCCUCCAAACUAGUUACUCACAGGUUAAAAGCACUAUGCUAUUCCCUCUCCUCAAUGCACAAUGUACGUGGUUGCAGUGGAGAUAAUCAUCACACCUACAUUGAUGACGUGGUGUUAGCAACAUGUGGAGUUGCUGUCUGAAAUUCUGGAGGUUCACCCUUUUGAAAGAUGCAGUGCCUUCUGAUGAUACCUACAUUGAUUUGACACUGCUAAUGACUGACUGUCUGUCAGAGAACUGACCACACAGCAUACAACUAAUUGACCAGUCUGGUGAUAAAUGCCACUGGACAUUUUGUAAAACCUUGCCCACCAGUUUUCAUUUUAUGGUUUCACACAUAAUUUGGGUUUUUAUAUUGUAGAUUCCUGUGAAUCUUCUAUUUUCCUAGAAGCUUUCUGUGUAUUGGCUGAUGGAAGCACAUUAGAGCUGGCAGUUGAAUGUCAUGUCUUGGCAGUUGUUUGCCAUUGUCCCCAACGGUAUCUGAAGUUAACCUAGAUAACCAGGUGAAAGAGGAUUCAGCUUUAAAGAGAUCGGCUCUUGAUGUCAACAUUUCUGCUGCUGAUAUCACUUUUCCCAUCUGUGGCCAUGUUACAUUUUAUGCCGCCACCUCCUUUCAAACAACUAAUACAGAACGUGUAGGAUCAAAUAAUUCAGUCAGCAUAAAGGAGGGAAUAUUUCACAGUGGUUUAACCUGGGAGUUCUAAGACCCGUUGAUGGGUGAUAUUGGGAACCCCCCUGCAUUUCAUUGUCCAUGGUAUUCAUACGUAGGGGGGAGUCUGAACCUGCUGCCGUGUUUCACUGCAAAAUAACUUAAGAUGUUGCCAUGUCUUUGAGUUCCUGACUUCUGUGAAGAAUAAUUUUUAUUCUUCAGUGCCUUAAUUUCCAACUCUUUAAUGAUCAGUUUGAUUUAUCCCAUGACAUCAUAUAUUUACCAAUAUAAAUAUUGUAUUUUAGUGUACCGUGCUGUUUAACUAAACUAUUGGAAUCUAGAAACAUAAAAAAUUAAUGUAUCAUUUUGUGCCUUUUGGCAUUUACAUAUUAUCUGUAUUUCUGAAUAGAGGACAAAUAAAAUUAAAUGAAACAAACA